UUGUUUAUGCUUGUUUCGGUUUCGUUUUGUGUUUCGUUUUCGGCGUCUAGAUUCCAAUCUCUAUUUUGUGUUCAAUUUGAUUUCUUAUUAAUUUGUAAUUUAUCCAUAGGAGUAGUAUUACAAAAUCAUAAUAAUGGCUCUCCGAACAUACGGCGAUAAGCCGAUUAGUUUUCAAAUCGAAGAAGGUGGAGAUUUUUAUUGUGUCGGAUCAGAGGUUGGUAACUAUCUGCGGCUGUUCCGUGGAUCUCUUUAUAAAAAGUACCCUGGCAUGGCCAGGAGGACUCUCACUAAUGAAGAGAGAAAGCGAUUGAUUGACAAUGGUCUAGGACCUCACGUACUCUCCAGCUCUGUUUCAUUACUAAAAGCUUCUGAAGUUGAAGAUAUUAUUGAAGGAAAUGAUGAUAAGUACAAAGCUAUAUCAGUAAGUCAGGAGUUAGCCACCCCUAGAGAAAGCAAGAGUAAGAAGCCACACAAUCCAUCAUGGCUCCCAGUUAUGCCAAACUCCUCACAUUUAGAUGCGGUACCUCAAGCAACACAGAUCAGCAGAACUAGAGUUCAUAAUAAAAAGGUUCGCACAUUCCCGUUGUGCUUUGAUGACACAGAUAUGACGGCCAUGUUGGAGAAUGCAUCACAGAAGCAGAUCCUAGUACCAAUACGUCUUGAUAUGGAGAUUGAAGGCCAGAAGCUAAGAGAUACAUUUACAUGGAAUAAAAACGAAUCAAUAAUAACACCGGAACAAUUUGCGGAGGUUCUUUGUGAUGAUUUGGAACUGAACACUGUUACAUUCAUACCGGCCAUAGCAUCAUCCAUCCGUCAACAGAUUGAUGCAUUCCCCAAUGAACCUCCUGCUAUACUGGAGGAGCAAAGUGACCAAAGAGUCAUUAUUAAACUUAAUAUCCAUGUUGGGAAUACUUCGUUAGUUGAUCAGGUUGAAUGGGAUAUGUCUGAGAAAGAGAAUAACCCUGAACAAUUUGCGAUGAAACUUUGUGCAGAGUUGGGUUUAGGAGGGGAGUUUGUGACAGGCAUAGCUUACAGUGUGCGGGGACAGUUGGGAUGGCAUCAGAGGACUUAUGCGUUCAGUGAAGCACCAUUGCCGGUUGUUGAGACACCAUAUCGGCAACCAUCUGAAGCAGAUCAAUGGGCUCCGUACUUAGAGACUCUGACAAAUGCAGAAAUGGAAAAGAAGAUACGAGAUCAAGAUAGAAAUACACGCAGAAUGCGACGUCUGGCUAACACAACACCGGAUGUGUCGUUGAGCCGGGCCGUCAACCGGCUGAUCCGUGCCGACGAGGCCCUCUUCCAGAACACGCCAGAAAAGAGGAGGAAAAAAAUUUAAUCGCCCAACGCUUGCCGACAACAUAUAUUCCUGCUUCAUUAUAUCAUAAGGGUUUUUAUGUUAGAUAUCACUAGUUCUAGUAGUAGAAAUAUAAAAAAAAACUAGUGCACAAAAAAAUAUAGAAGUUUUCAAACUUAUUGGUGGCUCGGAAUAUCGUAUGAGUCGCUGCGUAGAAUACAAUGUUAAGUGUAAUUGGGAUGCAGGGAGAGAGCACUGCGCAUUUUGCGGUGACCUUGAGCCGCCAAGAUAUUUGAAACGUCCAAUACUUAUGACGUCUCAGUGUAUAAAACGAGAUAUUUUUAACCGACUUCAAAAUGAAGAAGGUUUUCUAUACGCCUAUAUGUUUUUUUUGCUCUACCUGAAUAAUGUGCACGUAUUAUAUAUACUACCUGAAAGUUAUUACCAUAGACUUCGUACACAAGGCAACGUAAAUCGUCGAAACUAAUAUUGUUGCGUGACCUGACUCAUCUCUCCCGCCACAUAGCGACUACAUGUCAACUGUAUAGAUUUGCUCCGCCAUCUUGAAAAUUGCAGCGACUAUUCUCAUGACGAUUUUGACAAACCGGUUGCGAUGCGAUUUAAAAACGGCUAAACACUAACGCUUUUUAUAUCAGUUUAUUAUGUCUCAUUAAAGUUUAAAUAAUUUGCGAAUGCGAAUAAUGAAAGAUUGCGAUCCUUUGGCGAUGACAGAUAGAAAUGUGUACGAAUCUUUAUGACAUUAUUGCGUAACUAGCGACUAACAUUGGAUUUCGAAGAUUUACGUUGCUUUAAACCUUAAUUCUAUGGUGUCCAGUGUGACGAACAACUAAUUAAAAAAAUACUAAA
Papilio xuthus (Asian swallowtail) is the source of this 2161-nucleotide messenger RNA. It is a transcript of the gene Snr1, whose product is annotated as SWI/SNF related, matrix associated, actin dependent regulator of chromatin, subfamily b, member 1. The record is from RefSeq and is a predicted model, not a curated record. Gene Ontology annotation, biological process: chromatin remodeling. Gene Ontology annotation, cellular component: nuclear chromosome. Bases 134 to 1336 code for a protein of 400 amino acids. NCBI's taxonomy places the organism in Eukaryota, Metazoa, Arthropoda, Insecta, Lepidoptera, Papilionidae. The transcript has 8 exons.